Osmerus eperlanus (European smelt) is the source of this 820-nucleotide messenger RNA. RefSeq names its product protein NATD1-like. The coding region runs from base 17 to 469 and encodes 150 amino acids. The transcript is spliced from 3 exons. The record is from RefSeq and is a predicted model, not a curated record. Lineage: Eukaryota; Metazoa; Chordata; Actinopteri; Osmeriformes; Osmeridae.
GUAGAGACAGGCUCAAAUGUGCGGUCGCUGUGCCCGUGCCGUGUUUUCUUGUGAGGAAUGGAAAAUGGCUUUACAAUUAAUGUUUUACCGUGUCUGUGCAGUAAACAGCACGCGUUUUAUGAAGUCACCUUUCUCAGCUUUCAGUAUGACGAGAAGUGGUAGUGACUUGGCAGUGGAACAUGACCGGAAUAACCUGUGUUUUACCAUUACCUUGGACGGCGCGGCGGAGCACCUGGACAGCGCGGUGCUGCGGUAUAAAUUCACCGGAGAGAAAGAGGUGGAUCUCGUGUCAACCACAGUACCCGAGUCGUUCAGAGGCAAAGGAGUGGCUGCGACGCUGUCUAAGGCUGCUUUAGACUUCCUGGUGAAGGAGAAGCUCAAGGCGCACGUGUCCUGUUGGUACAUCAAGAAAUACAUCGAAGAGAACCCACACCUUGGUUACAAGACGCACAUCACUGGUUACAGUUGAGACAGGGCGGUGUAUGAGAGUGAUGAUGGAAAGGACAUCAAAUACUUGAAUUAUUUUACUUGUUCAGCCUACAUCUUAUACGUGUUGAUAACUGUCAUGGUGAUUGUGCCUUAGAAUCUGACAUGAAUGAAUAAUUUAAUGGAUGAAUGUACUGAAUGAAUUAUACACUUGGUGCCCUCCAUCUUGAAGCUUGCACAUAUGCACAACAUUUGUGUUGUGUGGGUUUAUGUUAUGUGUAUGUGUGUUUAAGGAGUGAAACUAAAUCACUAUUAUAUACACAGCCACUGUCUGAUGCUAUCAGUUUGUACAAGUGUUAUCUCACUGCAAAUUAUUUUUAUGUAAAUUAAUUAA